AUUAUUAUAUCUAUGGCACAGACAGAAUAUCAGAACGCCGACCUACUCGCUACGCUAUGUCUGUGUUUAAAUUCGUAGCGUAUUAGAUCGUUUCCGUGACGAUAUUAUUGUGAUUCUUUUGCUAAAUAAUUACGUUUCUGUCUUCACUGAUCGAGGAGUUUGUAAUGAGGAAAUUAGAUUGUCAAGAGCAAUGGGGAGCCGCCAGAAUAGAAGCUGAGUUAGAAUUCGCCCGUGAUGAGCUACGCGGUCUCGAUCGCAGCAUUCGCAAAAUCUUGGGCCGGGAUGUUCCUGAUGGUGAAAGCGGUCCAUUGCAAUCUAGAAUAUCUCAAAAACGACUGUUACAAGAGGAUCGUCGAAGGACUAUAACGGAGUUGAAUAAUGAACCACCUGGAGGCAAACGACGCUGGCAAAGUAGUUCCAAUGUUGAACCGAAAACGGUUUUUAGUCGGUUAAGCGCGCGUGUUCCGUCCACUGCGGACGACAGUGCUGACGAAGACGAUAGCAUUGCUAAGCCUGCUGUAUCGUCCAGAGUAAUAGCCACUCCUCGAGAAAUUCCUUCGCGUCAAGAGGUCAUCAGACGAGAAAGAACGGAUGAACGUAGUCGACAAAGAAAUAAACGCAUGUUUGGCGCACUUUUGGGCACUUUACAAAAAUUUAGACAGGAGGAAACUAAACUAAAGGCAAAGGAAGAUAAAAAGGCAGAAGUAGAAGCUAGAGUAGAGGAGGCUAGAAGACGAGAGAAAGAAGAAUUGCGACGAGAGAGACAACAAUUAUUUUUGUCACGAAAACGACAACUAGCUGAAGUUCGAGUAUUGGAAACAAAGCUUGGACGUAGUCGGCAGUUUCAAGAUUGGCGUAAUGCACAAUUGCCUCUCGCUUCUUUUAUAAAAACGCACACGCAACCUUGUAUUUAUUAUGUACCAAAGCGUAAACAUCCACAGACGGAUGUGUUGCUAGAACAGUCCGCAAAAGAACUUUAUGAGGAAAUCGAGCGAAGAGAAAAGGCAUUGGUUGAAGAAUUAAGUGUAAUAGAGAUGCAGAUAGGAUUAGGCAAGCAUCCAACUCAAAACUUUGAGGCAUCUUCGUCUUUGCAUACUGUAGAAGCUCCACGUUUAAUAGAGGAGGGUGAAGAAAAUCGAGAUCCUAAUCCGGAACAUAAUAUUGAAGCUGCAAUUAAUGAUAAUGCUGAUAUUGCCAUGCAAUCUGUAAUAAAGGAGAAUUUUGAUAACGAUCAUACUGAGGAGAAAGAAGAAGUACAAUUGGAUCAAGUUCAAGCAGAUGUAAACGACGGCUAGUAUAAAAUUUACUAUGAUAAAAAGAGUUGUACAUAAUAUGUGUACUUCUGAUGGUCCAAUAUAAAAUGCGGAUUUUCAUAGUAAGUUCUUCAAAUAUUGUUUUAUGAUUAUAUAAUUAAAGAUAUUGAUGGAGAUCAAAA
Vollenhovia emeryi is the source of this 1435-nucleotide messenger RNA. It is a transcript of the gene Pnn, whose product is annotated as pinin. Gene Ontology annotation, cellular component: catalytic step 2 spliceosome. The transcript is spliced from 5 exons. Bases 165 to 1295 code for a protein of 376 amino acids. NCBI's taxonomy places the organism in Eukaryota, Metazoa, Arthropoda, Insecta, Hymenoptera, Formicidae. The record is from RefSeq and is a predicted model, not a curated record.